AUGGACGCCACCGCCACCGCCGGCGUCGUCUCGUGGAACCCCAACGAGCGGGUCGCGUUCCGUCCCGCAAUUGCCGAGGAAGAAGAGUGUUCCACUCGUGCUCUUGCUUGUGUCGAUGUCGCCAACAAGCUGAGGUCUUUGUCUGUCUUCACUCUUCAGCAUAUCUGCAUAUACAAUCGUUGUGAGUGGAGCCAGCCAUAUACAUUGUGUGAAGUGCAGACCGUGGUCAACCUGCGUGCCAUCAACAUAGUGGAGAAUGCGCUUAUCACACUUGUUGGUGCUCCCACCGUAGGUGAAUUCCAUGAACCGGUGGUGAUGGAAGCCACAGGGGAAUUCCAGAUCGUGCGAGUGUGUGCACCAGUAGCGCAGACUCCCGAUGAGGCGCCCCGGAAUGAGGGUCUUAGAGUGAUUGUUGUGUGGGGAACAAGUGGUGUUCUUAGCCAGACCGUUGUCAUCAAAGGAGUGUAUGAUGAUCUGAAGAGAAGCAACAGGUUUGAACAAUUCGCUUGGAUCAGGAUUGUGCAUCCUUUCAAUCCACUGGAGUUCCUCCAGUGCAUUAUGAGGCAGUUCUAUGAAACUUCUUUUGAAGUAGGGAAGACCCAAGAAAAAACUAACAUUGGGGCUCAAGUUCUUAAGAAGAUGGGGAUGAUGAAACAAGAUGAUUUGGUUGAUGCAUUCAGUGAGUAUGUGAAUGAGAAAAGCUAUCUGAUUGUGCUUAAUGACCUGUCCACCGUUGAAGAGUGGGAUGCGAUUAAGAAAUAUUUUCCGGACAACAAGAAAGGAAGCCGAAUCAUUGUAUCAACAGAGCACGGUGAAGUUGCAAGCCUAUGUGCCGGGCAAGAAUGUACAGUGUCAGAGCUCAACCAAUCAUCUGUUUAUCAAAGUAUUUUUGGUUCCAAGGUCUGCUACAGCUAG
Miscanthus lutarioriparius is the source of this 915-nucleotide messenger RNA. NCBI's taxonomy places the organism in Eukaryota, Viridiplantae, Streptophyta, Magnoliopsida, Poales, Poaceae. The record is from the annotation of a GenBank genome assembly.